This is a messenger RNA of Gossypium raimondii (Peruvian cotton), 2097 nucleotides long. RefSeq names its product pentatricopeptide repeat-containing protein At5g66520. Gene Ontology annotation, molecular function: protein binding; RNA binding. The transcript has a single exon. Lineage: Eukaryota; Viridiplantae; Streptophyta; Magnoliopsida; Malvales; Malvaceae. Gene Ontology annotation, biological process: RNA modification. The coding region runs from base 1 to 1665 and encodes 554 amino acids. The record is from RefSeq and is a predicted model, not a curated record.
AUGUUAGUUAAAGAAGCCAUUCUCGCCAAUCCACCGAACUCCAGAGCUCUACAGCAACACCUCAUUUCCCUUCUUCAAAACCCUAAGAUCAUAAAACAAAAACUUACCCAAGUCCACACCCAGAUCAUCAUCAACGGUUUUUCCCAGAAAAAUUACAUCCUAGUUCACCUUCUUUCAUUCUAUGCUACUUCUAGUAAUCUCCUACAGGCGUUUAAACUAUUUCGAUCUAUCGAAAAACCAAGUACUACAGUCUGGAACCAGGUCAUCAGAGGAUGUUCAAGAACUGAAAUCCCUGAAAGAUCACUUGAAUUGUACAAGCAGAUGGUUGCAUUGGGGGCAAUUCCUGAUGGGUUUACUUAUUCGUAUGUUUUGAGUGCUUGCACGAGGUCGGGGAUGUUGAGAGAAGGGGAACUGAUUCAUGGGAGAGUUUUGGUUGAUGGGUAUUCCUCCAAUGUGUUUGUGAGAACAAAUUUGAUUAAUUUAUAUGGAAUGGUUAGGGUCGGCGAUGGCAUCGUACGUGCGCGUAAACUGUUUGAUGAAAUGGCGGAGAGAAAUGCGGUGAGUUGGAAUUCGCUGUUAGCUGGGUAUAUUAGGUGUGGGGACGUUGAUACGGCGAGGAGAGUUUUUGAUGAGAUGCCGGAUAAGAAUGUGGUGUCGUGGACAACAAUGAUUGCCGGGUUUGCUAGGAAUGGGAAGUGUAAGCAAGCUUUGUCUUUUUUUAAACAGAUGAGGAGAGCACGUGUGGAACUGGAUCAGGUAGCGUUGGUGGCGGCAUUAUCAGCUUGUGCUGAAUUGGGUGAUUUGGAAUUGGGGAAAUGGAUUCACUCCUACAUAAAAGAGACGUCUCAAUUUCGAAACCAACAAUUGUUGGUGUCUUUGAACAAUGCACUUAUUCACAUGUAUGCUAGUUGUGGUUUGAUUGAGGAAGCUUAUGAAGUACUUCGAUGCAUGCCAGAAAGAAGUACGGUUUCUUGGACAAGCAUGAUCACGGGGUUAGCAAAACACGGUUUUGCGCAAGAAGCUAUUACUGUGUUUGAAUGUAUGCUAAGCUUGGGUGAGAGAGAAGUCAAGCCUGAUGAAAUAACCUACAUAGGAGUUCUCUUUGCUUGUAGUCAUGCCGGAUUUGUCAAGAAGGGUCAGCAUUAUUUUACUCAAAUGACUACACAUUGGAGAAUUAAGCCCAGGAUUGAGCACUAUUGCUGUAUGAUUGAUCUGUUCAGCCGUGCUGGUUUCUUUGAUGAAGCAUUGAAUCUUAUUGAAACCAUGCCUUUAACACCUAAUGAUGCAGUAUGGGGUGCCCUACUUGGCGGUUGUAGGAUUCACAAGAAUGUUGAACUUGCCUCUCAAGUGGCUCAAAAAUUUGAUGUCGAGCUUGAUCCCAACAAUGCUGCUGGGUAUCUUGUGUUGUUGUCAAAUGUGUAUGCUACGGCCAAGAGGUGGCAGGAUGUUGCUAAUGUGAGACAGAAAAUGAUCGAAUCGGGUGUGAAAAAGCCUGCAGGUCGGAGUCGGGUUCAAAUUGAUGGAGUUAUUCAUGAUUUCCAGGCAGGUGACUACACCAGUAGACACACAUCUUCAAUCUAUGAUAUCCUUUGGCAAGUUACUAGACAGGCAAAGCAACAAGGGUACGAGUUAGACAUAUUCGAAGCAAUGCCAGUUGUCGAGUAAUACAUAGAGCAGGGAUUUGCAGUCAUUCCUUCCGUAAUUACCCAUUUCAGAGGCUUAAAACAUGGUAAAUCCUUUCAACCCUAACUCAUCAUUUACCAAGUCCAGAUGGUUAAACCUUCUCAAGUAAAGAAAUCCCCUGUCCCACUUCACACGUGCAUUUUCAUAUCUUCCUAACCCGAAAUGGAUGGCUGGGGAGAGGAAAGGUACCAACCGCGGUGUCAGCAAGGUGAGGCCUAUAGCUCAACGGGUUGGAUAUCGUUUAAAAUUACAAGUGGCUGUUGUCUAACAGUUUUUCGAGCGCUAGACGAAUCUUGGAAAACACAAGCCACCGCGGAUUUUUUUUUAUUACGUGUGAUUCGCUAUUAUUUUAAUAAAUUUAAAAAACGAAUUAAAAUUUAUUUAAACAACUAUUUAUGGUCCAUAAAUGCAAAA